UUUACGCUGAAAGUUCAAGUGAAUGACAUCAUCAGUCAUCAGUACCUGCAACAAGCUGUCGUGGAAGUGUUUGUUAACUACACAAAGACCAACUCUACUCUUACAGGAAACAAUGGAGCAGUGUUAAUAAAAGUUCCCUACAAAUUAGGCUUAAGCUUAACUAUUGUAUCUUACAAGGAUGGCUACAUGUUGACACCUUUGCCUUGGAAGACUGGGAGGAUGCCAAUAUACUCAUCUGUGACGCUCUCCUUGUUCCCACAAAGCCAGGCUAAUAUAUGGCUGUUUGAAGAUACUGUCUUAAUAACUGGAAAACUGUCUGAUGCCAAAUCUCAACCAAGUGUCCAGUUUCCAAAGUUUUUAAUAAAGCUUCCAACAAAUCACCAUAUUACAAACCUUACAGCCUACCUGACAGUGCCAGAGCAAUUCUUGAAAGUGGACAGCUUCUUCUAUACAACAGGAAUUCUUCUAAAUAAAUCAGGUUUCAAAAGCAUGGAGUUAGCUCCUCUUGCUGCAAUCUGUGUAAACGUUCUUUUGACUGGGAAAGAACUGCAAGUAAAUGGUCCCAUCCAGAUUACGCUUCCUCUUCCCACCAGUACUGUAAAGCCAGGAGAUGCUGUACCUGCAUGGACAUUUGAUAUGAAAACUGGUGCUUGGGUAAGCCGUGGGCUAGGAAUGGUGAAGGAAGCAGAUGGUCAGUUAGUGUGGACAUACACUGCUCAACACUUAGGCUACUGGAUAGCAGCUCCACUGCCUGGGACAAGAGAAUCCAUUAUUAGUGCAGUUUCCAAGGACAUCACUGCCUACCACACAGUGUUCCUUACGGCCAUACUGGGAGGUACUGUUGUCAUAAUCAUCGGAUUUUUUGCUGUUCUUCUUUGUUACUGCAGGGAUAAAUGUGGCCGGACACAAAAGAAGGAAAAAAACACAACGAAGCUGGAGGUCAUAAAGAAAGACCAGACAACAUCAACAACUCACAUCAACCACAUCAGUGCCACCAAAGGGUCUCUAAAGCUGGAGGAUAAGUCGCAGUUAUACACAUCAAAAAUUUCUUACAGCCCCCAAAGAAGGAUGUCCACAGACACAGAAGAUGGAAAAUCACGAGACAAUUUUAAAAUCUACACAGAGGAUGCUUCUUAUCAGUCCUCCUGCCAGACAGAGCAGUCGAGAAAUUCAGCCCAUUCCCUGGAACCCAGUGCUGGAGUUAGGCACUUACAGCAGCCGAAGCAUAGCAGCAGUGCUAUUUCUCAGGCUCCUAGGGACAUUCAGGACCAAACCAGAUUCCUUACGCUGAAAGAGGACAUGUAUGGGCUUUCCCAUAUCCCAGAACAUCUCAUGCACAUUUACAAUCAGCCUAUUGCCAUCCUUCAAACCUCAGACCUUUUCCACUCCCCGGAACAACUGCAUCCUGCUAAAUCGGCAACGCUGCCAAGGAAAGGGCAGUUGGUGUACAGCCCCCUGAUGGAACCCAUGAGUCGUGACAGCUACAUGCAGACGUUGCCCAAGAUGCCAGCGCACUCCCACCCACAGCCUUCUGCCUGCAGGGAGGAAAGCAGCGCGCUGGACGGCGAGGAGGGCUUGCCCUCCCAGGCGGCAAACUGGGGCCGCUACACUAACAGCCUGCUGGAGUCUGUCUCCGUUCCCGGGACACUGAACGAAGCAGUCGUAAUGACUCCGUUUUCCUCCGAACUUCAAGGCAUUUCGGAACAAACCUUACUGGAGCUCUCUAAAGGAAAGCCAUCUCCACACCCUCGAGCAUGGUUUGUUUCCCUGGAUGGAAAGCCGAUCGCUCAAGUGAGGCACUCCUUCAUAGAUCUGAAAAAGGGCAGAAAGACAGAAAGUAAUGACACCAGCCUGGACUCUGGUGUGGACAUGAAUGAGCACCAUCCCAGCAGGAAACUGGAGAGAGAGAAAACUUUCAUUAAAAAUAUGCCACAUUCUAAGAUCCUUUACUUGGAAGAUCUGGAUCUGAGUAGCAGUGAAAGCGGGACCACUGUCUGCACUCCAGAGGACCAGGCUGUGAGGCACAUUCUGGAUGGAGGGAGUGGGCCAGUGGUAGAACAGCAUGAGGAAGAAGGCCUAAGAAAGAAAACUGUAUCAGGAAGUCAUGAAUCUGGUAUCCCUUCUGCUAAAAAAAGGGAUAGGCCAUCUAUCACAAAAAGAGAUAGCAAAACCAAUAUCUGGAAGAAAAGAGAGGAGAGGCCUCUGAUUCCUAUAAAUUAA
Molecule: messenger RNA, 2220 nt
Organism: Indicator indicator
Lineage: Eukaryota; Metazoa; Chordata; Aves; Piciformes; Indicatoridae
Gene: FAM171B
Product: family with sequence similarity 171 member B
Exons: 7
Coding region: 187-2220 (677 amino acids)
Source: RefSeq, a predicted model, not a curated record